AGGGUAAGUUGUUGCUGGAGCUUUUUCCCGUACUGCCUUUGUAAAUCUCACCGUUUAUGCUGCAAACAAGACGGGAUGUCGAUUAAAGUCGAUACUUUGACAUUUGUACGGGAGCGUCGAUCUGCAGCCCACGAAGGGGCCAGCAAUGCACCAUUAAGUUGAACGCUAACUACUGCUGAACAAGAAGAGGUUCUUCAAGGCAGGAUGUCGGGGAGGUUUGAUUCCUGCAAGACCAAAGACCACACACGUGCCUGGCAGGAGAUUUGAAAAUAAACAUGUUACACAGUAACAAGAUUAGCAGGGAGGGGAAGCGAAGAGAAACAAGGGAUUGAAAGAGACAAAAGACGAACUUUGCUCCCAAAGGCAGAGUCUGCUCUGCAGGACAGAUCAAGCUAGUUGCAACAGGCAAGAGAUAAGAAAAGCAAGUGAAACGUCCCAAUGGCAUACCGACUUUUUGAAGGGAAGGAACACGCUUCCAUCUACCAACAGUAUCGGUUUACGCCUCCAUCUGGGCUGAAGGACGUUAUCAUUCAGUACUUGGACAAAAAGAAGGGACAGCCGCAUGUGCUUGCUGUAGACCUGGGAUGUGGAACGGGUCAGCACACUCGAUUAAUUGCGCCGCAUUUCAAAGAAGUGGUUGGCAUUGAUAUCAGCGACUUCCAGCUGGAGGAGGCCCGGGCCGUGCCGGGAUACGCUAACAUCACAUACCGUAAGGGGACAGCAGAAGAGCUUCCUUUUGAGGACGGCACCGUAGAUUUAUUGACAGCAGCUUCGGCAGCACAUUGGUUCGACCCGACCAGGUUUCUGCUUGAGGCCGAUCGGGUCCUGAAGUCGCGGGGCUGCAUGGCUCUGCUGGGCUUCACGGACGGUAACAUCAGAUUAAACUAUAAGGACUGCGGAGAGAAGCUAAACCACAUAUACCAGGAGGUGAAGAAGUUGCUGCGGCCGUACACAAGCAGCCCAGUCGCUGCAUCAGAGAGUAAACUGGAAGACUUGUACUCUGCCAUACCCUAUCCAGACAAGGAAAGGAUUGAGAGUUUUAAGUGCAAAUCCAUGAUCUCCAUCAGAACAUUGGUGGGUUUUAUUAGCAGUUGGUCCAUGUACAAUUCUUACAAGAGAAAAGACCCACAAGGGGCUGAGGACAUGCUGGCCAAGAUUCAGAAGCGGUUCCUGGAUGAAAUGGGCGUCACUUCUGUUGACACUGAAAUAGAGCGGGAGUGGGAAUAUUUCUGCGUCCUGGCUUCAAAGCCGCAAUAACCAACACCGCAAACAGAAUCUGAGGUUCUUGUGUGUUUGCAUUUUAAAACGUGUGUAAAAUCUCUCCUUACAACACACUUUUCUGCAACACACAGGGAAACCACAGGGAAAGUGAAAUAUCCCAGGAAUUAAGCAACUUUUUUCAGCUUUUUAUGAUGUAUAUUAUUACUCAAUUAUAAAAACAAACCUGCUUUGUUACUUUCAUGCAUGUUUGAGGA
Messenger RNA from Poecilia latipinna (sailfin molly), 1475 nucleotides. Its product is annotated as putative methyltransferase DDB_G0268948. Bases 439 to 1257 code for a protein of 272 amino acids. Lineage: Eukaryota; Metazoa; Chordata; Actinopteri; Cyprinodontiformes; Poeciliidae. The record is from RefSeq and is a predicted model, not a curated record. Gene Ontology annotation, molecular function: S-adenosylmethionine-dependent methyltransferase activity. The transcript is spliced from 9 exons.